AAAUUGGUCUCGUGCUGCGCGAUUCACAGCUACUUAUUUUUAACAUUGUUAUAUCAAGUAAAUAAAAACAGAAGAAUUAAAUAUUACGUCGAUGUUUUGUUACAUGUUUUGGUACGAUUUUUCGUUUUUGUAAAUAAAAUGGCUAAAAGAAAUUACGAUAACGCUUUUAUGGAAACUAAAAUUAAAGCAAAUGAUACCGGGCGUCAAACUAAUAAAAAACACACGUUAGAUAGCGAUGAAGAAGACGAUGAAAUCGAUGAAGACAACGUUUUACAAGCUGAUGACAUUGAAGGUGAAGAAGAAGGUAUAGCAAGAUUAGAUGGAGAACAAAAACUAACCGCAUUCAAUAUGAAUGAAGAAAUGGAAGAAGGACAUUUCGAUAGAGACGGUCACUUUAUUUGGAACAACGAAAAAGAAAUAAGAGAUAGUUGGUUGGACAAUAUAGAUUGGGAAAAAAUAAAAGCUAAUGCUGGUAGUGAUAAAAAAUAUAACCUCUACGAAAAAGGUUUAGGUUCGGAAAGUGAUACGGAAAGCGAAGACGACCAAUUCGACGAAAUAAAAGCAUACAAAAAAAUGUUGAAAUACAUGAAACCAAAAGAAACCGUGAAUAAAUCUCUAAAAAGAUUAGGAGGUGCCGAUAUGAAAUUAUCGAGCGUGGAAAGGCUGAAACGUAAAAAAGCGGGUACUUUAAUCGAUUCCAAAGACGUGACUGAUUUAACAGAAAUAGCAAACGAAAUAUUGACGAAACAAGGUAACAUGGACGUGUACCAAGAAACCUACGAGCAGAUCCACUCCAAAAUCGCUCGAAGCGAAAAGAAACCCACCAAAGAACCAGAAUUGGACAUGUAUGCGGACGAUUUCGACGAAAAAGAAAAAGCGAAAAUAGAGGAGGAAACUACGAGUAGUAAAAGUAACGAAUUGACGUGGGAGUUUAAAUGGAAAAUAGAAGACGAAGAAACCCACGGUCCGUUUACCACUUCGCAAAUGGUAAAAUGGAACCAAGAAAAUUAUUUUAAAAGCGGGGUGAUGGUUAGAAAGUGCGGGGAAAACACUAAUUUUUAUUCAUUAGAAAGAAUAGAUUUCGAAUUGUAUGAAUAAUUUUGUUAUUAUUUGAUAAAUUUGAAAAUUUAUUUAAUUGGAUUUCAAUUUUCAUUAUAACAAUUGUUUUGUAAUAUAUUUUACUUUUUGCGGUGUCUUAAAA
Messenger RNA from Diorhabda carinulata, 1201 nucleotides. It is a transcript of the gene holn1, whose product is annotated as CD2 antigen cytoplasmic tail-binding protein 2 homolog. The transcript has 2 exons. Lineage: Eukaryota; Metazoa; Arthropoda; Insecta; Coleoptera; Chrysomelidae. The coding region runs from base 139 to 1098 and encodes 319 amino acids. Gene Ontology annotation, cellular component: U5 snRNP. Gene Ontology annotation, molecular function: protein binding. The record is from RefSeq and is a predicted model, not a curated record.